This is a messenger RNA of Ciona intestinalis (vase tunicate), 2002 nucleotides long. The record is from RefSeq. Lineage: Eukaryota; Metazoa; Chordata; Ascidiacea; Phlebobranchia; Cionidae.
UUUUUAAAUCUGAUGUAGUCGUGAUUGACGCAAAUAUUGUUGAAAAGUAUUUGUUUAUUUAUAUUUACUACUGCGAGAAAGCGGUAGAAAGUUCGCGUUACAAUUCAAGCCAAAACAGGCUUACGUAAUCUGAAUAAAAUACGUCAUUUCCUGGCAUAUGGGGUUCUCUGAUGACGGAGGAGUUUCCUGUUCGUAUAUCACGUGAUGCUAGAUAAAGGAUUUAGUGCGCUGGUUGGGCGACAACAAAGCCACCACGUGACCACAAAAGCUGACUAUGACGCACGUACGGAGAAAGCGACUGGCCUGUACGUCAUUGAAAGAAACACCAGCGAGAGAAUGUCAACACGUUGAGUGGCUCAGCAUGAAAAGAAGGCAAAUCUCGCGUAUUUAUACCCGACGAACCAAGUAUCCUGUUCUCAUACUCAAGCAGACAUCGCUUAGAAAUUUAACCGAACAAACAGAAAAAAAUGGUGAGCCAACCUAUCUCCUGUACGCAAUUCGCAUCUGUUUUAAGAGGAGCUUCAGAUUACUUAGCCAUAGACUGCCGGUCGUUUCUCGUUUUUAACCAAGGCCGGGUUCGUAAUGCAAUCAAUAUAAGAAGCAACAGCAUCCUCCGGAGACGAUCAAGAGGAGAAAUGUGCAUUGAAAAUGUAAUCUCAAGCGCUGAGAAGAGAAAACUGUUUUCAGAAGGAAAUAUCAAAACCGUUAUCGUUUAUGACGAAAAUGGUGACGCCGAUCAGCAAGCACAGAAAUAUGUACAACGACGAACAACUAACACGGUUCUAACGACGCUGCUGAAGCACUCGUCAGGUCAAGCUGACAUCAGAUACUUAAGUGGCGGAUUCAAACUUUUUCAAGUGGACUUCCCAGAACUAUGUGAAGGGUUAGAAAACACUCUUUCUUUUUCAAACGAAGAAAGAUCACCGGGAAACGAGACACCAGCGACACCUACACCCAUUUACGACCAGGGCUCCCCCGUUGAGAUAUUACCACACCUCUACCUUGGAUCAGCACACCACGCAUCUCAGGAAAACGAAUUGGCCGCUUUGGGUAUUACAGGAGUCUUAAACGCCAGUUCACAUUGUCCUAACCACUUUCCAGACCGAUUUCAAUACAAAAGAAUACCUGUAGAAGACAACGGCCAGGCUGAUAUAAGUUCCUGGUUCGACGAAGCUAUUUCCUUUAUAAAUGAAGAAAAACAACGAGGCGGAAAAGUGUUCGUUCACUGUCAUGCCGGAAUCAGUCGUUCAGCUACAAUAUGCCUUGCAUACCUCAUUACGUGUCGAGGUGUUUCCUUAAACGACGCUUUUCGUUAUGUGAAAAGUAAAAGAAGUGUAAUAUCACCGAACUUUAACUUCAUGGGACAAUUGUCCAGCUUGGAAGCUAAGCUGAGUCGACGACCAGUGCCUGAACGUAUACAAAGUGUUGGAGACAUCGCAGCGCACUUAAGAAAACAUGGAGAGACAUUGCCAAUGGAGUGGACCUGUGAGGCAGAUACACCAGAGACCGUUGCGCCAGUUGCUGCUAAACCGCCGAGUCCUCAAUCCAGAUUGUACAGACGUCGCGCCGUGACAGCCGCAAUCCCGAUUCAGAUUUUAUCGCCUUUGAAACCCGCUAACAAAACAGCGAUGCCUGAAGACAAGAGGUGCAUGACAGCGCCUGUUUUGAGGACAGACUUCGCGUUUCAAUUUCCCGACAAGAGGGACUGCAAGUGCCACGUUGCUCUACGAAUUCUCCACUGUCAGCAACCGGCCUUCACUCUCUCGACGUAAAAUUUCCAUUUAAAUACCUUCAGUGCAAUUUUCACCCGCAGUUCCGAUUUUCACACGUUGCACGCUUUUGUACAGUUGCGUUUUCGAGAUUUAUUUUUCUACGGUAUGUCUUGCUGUUUUUAUUGUUUUCUACUUGACCUGCUGUUUUUUUGCGCAUAAACGUCGCAUAAUCGAACACUGCCCCCUCACCCAAAACAGUGAUUUUAUAAUAAACAGAAAAAAUGAUUCAA